Molecule: messenger RNA, 3133 nt
Organism: Musca domestica (house fly)
Lineage: Eukaryota; Metazoa; Arthropoda; Insecta; Diptera; Muscidae
Product: P protein
Biological process (GO): transmembrane transport
Cellular component (GO): membrane
Source: RefSeq, a predicted model, not a curated record
GUGUGAAUGUGUGCCUGUAUGGUGGAAAUCCUAUGGUGAAAUACCUACAACAAAACAAAACACUGUUGAAUAUCCGGCCAUAAGAGAUUCCAUGAAAACUGCUCACCGAAUGUUUCCGACUCAGUCGCUUUGGAGACGUUCGCAGAUGAAAACGUUUUGAAAAAUGAAAACGGCCAGUGGUUAUUGAUUCGCUGUAGUGUUUGAUUAUACAACGUUUAUACAUUUUAGUGUAUAAAUAUUUUUAUAGAUAUAUAUUUUUUAAAUAUUAUUAAACAUAAUGUGUUUUCAAAAUAAACGAGAGUGAGAGAGAAAAAGUUUUUGGUUUUUUUUUAAAGUGAGAUAACUAUCAAAAUAGAAAACAAAAUAAAAUCAAAAUGGGUUUACACGACAAGUUGCGUAAAUUCAAGCGCAGCAGCCCCAGCCCCAAUGGCAUUGAAAUGCAAAGACGUCGUUCUAGCCAGAAUCUGGUUGUACCACCGGGUCAAGUGACCGAACAAUCGCUGCAGGUAUGGCGUGCUCUACCACCGCAGAUCCGACAUGAUCCUAGUAUGGUCUCCUUUCAAAUGGAAAACGAACGAUUGCGAGGUAGCUCUGUUCCCACCGAUGAAGCCUCCAAUGAUGUUGAAUCCAGUCCCGAUGAUGAUCGCAGUUUCGCCUGUUCCGACUUCAUACACAUGAAAAAAGGACCUGAGAGUGAUCGGAAAAGCACCGAUGAUGAAGGCCAUUCGGAUCAUGAUUAUCAGAAAAACCCCACACUACAGUGCAUGGACAAAGUCGAGGCCAAAGAAAGGAUAAAGAAACGACGUCACCGCAUCAAGUUGACCAAACGUGUUGGUCUAAUGAUAUUUUGGUUAUUUUCGGCAAUUGUUUUUAUGGUUUUCGAAGAGAAACAUUUGCUUGAGAAGACCUUAGAAGUGCCUGCCAACAGGGAGAAGAACUUCCUGUUACUUAACAAACCCACCGGAGAUUUUAAACUGACCAUUGCAGGACAUUUCAAUGAAUCAAUUUACAAUUCAAAUGAAACCGAAAAUAUUUUAACAAUCCAACCGCAGAUAUCGUAUUUUGACAAUGAAACGAAUUUGAGUGAUUUUAAGGACAUAUUACACCCAUGGUUUAUACCAUUGGUGAACGAAGACUUGUUCGAUUAUGCGCCAGUGGUUUCACGUAAUUUGACCUUUAAAUUACCUGAUGAUUUGCUGGAUGAAAUUGGAGAGGACGAUACCCAGGUACGCCUGCAGAUGACUACCAAUAUUGAAACGGAUAUAGCCAUCAAAAUGACAUACAAUCCUUUGAUAAUAAACGUCAAGACGGGAACAUUGAUGGCUGCCGCCAUACUUUUGCUGUUCUAUUCGUUGCUGGUGUGGGAGGUCUUUGAACGCACCUUUGUGGCCAUUGUCUGUUCGACGUUGUCGAUAGCUGUGUUGGCCUGUUUCAAUGAUCGCCCCAACAUGGAAGAAAUUGUCAAAUACAUGGACAUGGAAUUGCUGACGCUGCUCUUCUGCAUGAUGAUUUUAGUUGGCAUCCUAACGGAGACUGGAGUUUUCGAUUACAUUGCAGUGGUGGCAUUUGAGGUGUCCCAAGGCAAAGUGUGGCCCAUGAUUUAUAGCCUGUGUCUGAUGACAUGUUUUGUUUCGAGUUUUUUGGACAACAUGACAACGGUGAUUCUAUUGACCCCCGUUGCCAUACGUCUGUGUGAAGUAAUGAGUUUGGAUCCGGUGCCAGUGUUAUUGGGUAUUAUUGUCCAUGCCAAUAUUGGUGGGUCAUUGACACCCAUUGGAGAUCCAAUUAGUAUCAUUAUAUGCUCGAAUAAUUUUAUUGCCUCAAAUGGUGUAACCUUUAUGAAAUUUGUUGGUCACACCAUACCCGGUGUCAUCUUAACCGUCCUUCAAAGUUGCAUUUAUCUACGUUUGAUAUUCCGCAACAUCGAUUCGUUGCGUUUGAAUGAACCGAAGGAAAUAAAAGACUUGCGUCGUGAAAUUCGUGUCUGGCAUAAGGCAGCCAAAUCGAUAUCUUCCUUUUCCAAGGAUGCUGAUGUGGUAAGGGAAACUUUGCUCAAGAAAGUUCGUAUUUUGAAACAUCAGCUAAAGAGGAAAUUGAAUGGUUUGGACACAACCGAAGCCUAUGUCCACACGUUGGAAGAUUUGAAAGUUAAGUAUCCCAUUAAAAAUAAACUUUUACUGGCUCAGGCGUGCUGCGCCCUGGUUUUCGUCAUUAUAUGUUUCUUCAUUCAAUCUGUGCCACAGUGGCGCACCCUACCCCUGGGCUGGGUGGCUCUACUGGGUGUAAUUGCUCUUCUGAUUAUACUCAAUCGAGAGGACAUGGAACAUUUAAUGCAUCGCAUCGAGUGGACAACGUUGCUCUUCUUUGCCGCCAUGUUUGUAAUGAUGGAAUGUGUUGAGCGGUUGGGACUUUUCGCUUGGAUUGGCGAAGUUACCGAGCAUGUCAUUUUGUAUGUGGACAAAAAGAAUCGUCUGGCCAUGGCCAUAUUUAUCAUUUUAUGGAUGUCCGCAUUGGCAUCGGCAAUUUUGGACAGCAUACCGGUAACGGCAAUGAUGGUUAAAGUGGUGGUAUCAUUGGUAGCUAAGGAGACAUUGGGGCUGCCAUUGGAGCCGUUGGUGUGGGCAUUGGCUUUUGGUCCAUGCUUGGGCGGCAAUGGCACUCUCUAUGGAGCUUCAGCCAAUGUACUAUCCGCUGGCAUUGCCGAGCAACAUGGCUAUAAAAUUUCAUUUACCAGAUACUUGAAAAUUGUUUUCCCCAUGAUGUUGGGUCAAAUUUCAAUUAUCACCGGUUAUUUAUUUGUCUCCCAUAUCUUAUUCGAGUGGCACUAAAAAAAGACUCCCUCCCCAACGAUUCCAGGCAUUGCAGCUGGUCUUAGGAAUUUGUGUGAUUUUGAAAUACGAGGAAUGACUUAAUUUUAUUUAUUGUGAAUUGUACUUACAACGUAUGAAAGAAAGAGAGAACGGAAAACGAGAAGAAGACAAAAAUCAAAUGAAUUUAUUCGUAUAGUAUAAUGUUUAUAUUAUUCAAUGUGUUGUUUAUUAUUAUUAUACCCUCCACCAUGGGUAGGAGGGUAUAUUAACUUUGUCAUUCCGUUUGUAACACCUCUAAAUAUUCGUCGUAGACCCCAUAAAGU